Ctenopharyngodon idella (grass carp) is the source of this 2883-nucleotide messenger RNA. Its product is annotated as E3 ubiquitin-protein ligase TRIM35-like. The transcript has 6 exons. Bases 136 to 1470 code for a protein of 444 amino acids. Gene Ontology annotation, molecular function: protein binding; zinc ion binding. Lineage: Eukaryota; Metazoa; Chordata; Actinopteri; Cypriniformes; Xenocyprididae. The record is from RefSeq and is a predicted model, not a curated record.
AGCUAUUAAUGAAGAACAAAGAGAAAAACUUUCAAGAAGAAUUUUUGAGAAGUUUGAACAGACAGCAGAUCUUUGUGGUUAUUAAUUUUUGAAAGUGAAAGUAAAGUUUAGACUGCAGGAGCUCAAACAGUGAAAAUGGCUUCACUAUCUGAAGAUGAUCUUAUUUGUCCCGUGUGUCAUGAAAUCUUCAGUGUUCCUGUUCUUCUGUCAUGUAGUCACAGUUUCUGUAAAGAGUGUCUUCAACAGUUCUGGAGAACCAAGAAAACUCAGGAGUGUCCUGUCUGCAGGAGAAGAUCCUCAAAAGAAGAACCUCCAUUUAAUCUCGCAUUAAAGAACUUGUGUGAGUCGUUCCUGAAGGAGAGAAAUGAGAGGCGUUCAUCAGGAUCUGAGGAGAUCUGCAGUUUACACAGUGAGAAACUCAAACUCUUCUGUCUGGAGGACAAACAGCCUGUGUGUAUAGUGUGCAGAGAUUCAAAACAACAUGACAAUCAUAAAUUCAGACCCAUCGGUGAAGUGGUUUCAUCAUAUAAGGAGGAUCUCAAUACAGCACUGAAGUCCUUACAAGAGAAACUUAAACACAAUGAAAACAUUAAAGAAGAGUUUGAGAAAACAGUUCAACACAUCAAGUCUCAAGCUGAGCACACAGAGCGUCAGAUUAAACAGCAGUUUGAGAAGCUUCAUCAGUUUCUCAGAGAUGAAGAAGAAGCUACAAUCACUGCACUGAGGGAGGAAGAGCAGCAGAAGAAGCAGAUGAUGAAGGAGAAGCUGGAGGAGAUGAACAGACACAUCUCAGCUCUUUCACACACAAUCAAAGACAUGGAGGAGAUGAUGAAAGCCAAUGACGUCUGCUUUCUGAAGGAGUUUCCAGUCUCGAUGGAAAGAGUCCAGAGCUCCCAGCCGGAUCCACAGAUGGCUUCUGGAGCUUUGAUCCAUGUGCCAUGUUACUUGGGCAACCUGCCAUUCAGAGUCUGGAAGAAGAUGCAGGACAUCGUCCAAAACACUCCUGUCAUUCUGGAUCCAAACACGGCUCAUCCAUGGCUUGUCCUGUCUGAUGAUCUGACCAGUGUGAGAAACAGUGAGAUCGAUCAACCUCUUCCUGAUAAUCCAGAGAGAUUUGACUAUUAUGAUUGUGUUCUGGGUUCAGAGGGGUUUAACUCAGGAACACACUGCUGGGAUGUGGAGCUUAAAGAGAGUUCAGCCUGGACUCUUGGAGUAACUACAGCAACAAACCAGAGGAAGGGAGAAGAUUUCUUUAACACUGAUGAUGUCUGGAGAGUGUAUUGGAAACAGUUUAAUCAGGAUCUUGAUCGUGUGAGAGUGAAUCUGGACUAUGACAGAGGAACGGUGUCAUUCUCUGAUCCAGUAACUAACACACAUCUACGCACAUUCACAACCACCUUCACUGACACACUCUUUCCAUUCUUCUAUUGUUUUGGCUCUCUGAGGAUCUUACCAGUCAAUGGUCAGUAAUCGUCACUCCUGUAGGUCUGGAUCUUCCUGCUUUCAUCAUAAAUAAAUAAAUCAUGUGAUGUUUUUGUAGAAAUUAUAAUAUAAUACUGCAAUGCAGAAAUAUGUUACACUUUUAGAAAGGAUGUGUUAAAAAUGAAACAACUUGUGUUCAAUUUUUACACAUUAAUGGGUGUUUAGGGGUAAUGCAUAGUGUGUUCAUUUGAACUCAGUCAUUGUGUUAAUGAGUUUAACACAGUAAGUGUGUCAGAAAGGGUAAAACAAAGAAAAUGUGUAAAAUUACCAUGUGCUGUCCUUGGAUACAAACAUUGUGUUAAAACAUACCUAAAAUCCUAAACAAAACGUUAGCAUUUGACAAAAUUAAUGUUAAGUCAUUGGUUGUUUAGGUUAUUGUUAAAAAAACAAAACAAAAUAAAUUAUAAUAAAAUAUCAACAAUUAAAUUCAUAAUUUAUAAUAAAUACAUAAUAAAUACGAUUUUAAGCAGUCAGAAAGGAAAUGUCCAGCUCAGGACUAAGCAUUUCUCUUCACAAUCUCAAUAAGUAUCAUGACACAUAACCUUCAAAAUCAUUUCACUGUUACUAAACUCUGUUGGAUUGAUGAACACUGGUGGCCAAAAGUUUGAAUAUUCAAGAUUCUUAAUGUUUGUGAAAGAAGUCUCUUUGAUGCUCAAGAAACAUUUCUCAUCAUUAUCAAUAACUGUACUCCAUGUUUUCCACAGCACAGGAGUAAAAGUGAUCAUCAAAAUAGUUUUAAAAAGCAAACACAAUGUUUUGGUCCACCUGACGACAUCAGAAUGUUCUCUGGAUGUAUGUGUGUCCACAAACACUAAUAUCCUCAGUUCUUCAGAGGAGAUCCCGGUUCAAACGCUACAUAAAAAUAUAAGAGAGAGAGAGUUGAGAAAGUUUCACAUGAGUGUCAAAUUAUAUUUAACCUCCAUCAUACUAUAACUUAAAAUAUAUAUUUGUAGUAACUUUUGAAUACUUAUAUUUCUUUAAUUCUCUCCAAAAAUGCUGAGAUUCAUAGAGAGAAAGAUUGAAGGAUGUAGUUAAUUUCAGCUCGUCUGCCGUGAAGCUAUUUGUGAAAUACACAGUAAGACACAUGAAAAAUCACUGUGUGAUGAUCUUUUACUGUCCUUCAGUAUUAACCCACCUGUGCGCUGAUAUACUGAAAUCAUAUCAGGAUCUUCAUGGUCAGGUGGGACUGCAAUGACAGAGAGUCUUCUGAAUAAUAAAAGAUCAAAAAUAAAAGUUAUUUGGUAUGAAUUUUUACUGCAGUGUUUACCUGAAUAAAGUCAAUCUGGUGAGACUGAACAUAGAAAAUGGUCCAUCUUCUGAUUCAUUUGCUGUGUAAUAAAUAUAAUGUUAGUCAUAAUGCAAAAGUCACUUAUUUGAUAUAAAGUUAACAAAUUUUGUAUG